AUGGGAAAUGGAUCGGUAAAACCGAAGUACCUGAAGAGACCCGACAGUCAUGCAGGGAGCUGUCCUUUUGGUUGCCCGGGGGGCAGCAGCAAGUUGGGGAAAGACCCGGUUUUGAACAUCAGCACGAUAACGGGCGCGGCGGAUAUUCUACGGAGCAAAGUUUGGGAGCUUGAAAGGGAGCUGAAGAGACAGGAAGAGGAGCUACAGGAGAGGGACUAUCACAUCAUCGAGCUUCAAGAGCAGCUGGCUAAGCAAACCCGAACCAUAGCCGAUCUCACCGAGGAACUCAAGUGUAAAUGCAUUCAGCUGAACAAGUUGCAAGAUGUGGUGGACACCCAGGGAGCAAACCCUUUCCUCUUUUCCCCUCUCAAAGAAGCGCCCAGGGUCGGCCCUGCAGCGUCGAAUAACCGGAGGAGAGGGGCUCGGGAAGGGGUGUCUGCUGAGCCCACGACCAGGACAUAUGACCUGACGGAGCAACCCCGGUUUUCCUUUGAAAAAGCAAGAGUCAGAAAGCCUUCCAGUGAGAAAAAGCUGAUCACGGAUGCCCUGAACAGGAACCAGUUUCUGAAGAGACUGGACCCGCAACAGAUCAGAGAUAUGGUAGAAUGUAUGUACGGAAGAACAUACCAGCAGGGGAGCUAUAUAAUCAAGCAAGGGGAGCCUGGAAACCAUAUAUUUGUACUGGCAGAGGGCAGGUUGGAGGUCUUUCAGCAGAACAAACUACUUUCAUCCAUCCCUGUGUGGACAGCAUUUGGGGAGCUGGCUAUUUUAUACAACUGCACAAGGACGGCCUCCGUGAAAGCUGUCACCAGUGUGAAAACAUGGGCAUUAGACAGAGAGGUUUUCCAGAAUAUCAUGAGGAGGACAGCCCAAACGAGGCACGAACAAUACCGGAACUUCCUGAGAAGUGUGUCUUUGCUGAAGAAUAUGCCAGAAGAUAAGCUGACCAAGAUCAUAGACUGCUUGGAAGUGGAAUACUAUGACAAAGGGGAUUAUGUUAUUCGUGAGGGAGAGGAAGGAAACACCUUCUUCGUCAUAGCAAAGGGGAAGGUUAAAGUCACCAAGACUGCCGAAGGAUGCACGCAGACCCACCUGAUUAAAAUAUUGCAGAAAGGAGAUUACUUUGGGGAAAAGGCUUUGAUCAGCGAUGAUGUCAGGUCUGCAAACAUAAUUGCAGAUGAAAAUGACGUGGAGUGCCUUGUUAUAGACAGAGAAACCUUCAACCAGACCGUUGGGACGUUUGAAGAGCUCCAGGCAUAUCUGGUGGGUUAUGUGGCCAAUCUGGCUCGUGAUGACGAGAAACGCCAGGCUCAAGUUUCGUCUUCUGAGCGGCUACCCAGUGAUGUCUCAUUAGAGAUGAUACAGAUCAAAGAAAAAGUAACCCAGUUUCCUUCCUCCUGCCCGUUUCAGAACCUGGAAAUUGUCGCUACCUUGGGUGUCGGUGGGUUCGGAAGAGUUGAGCUUGUUAAAGUCAAGAAUGACAAUACAGCUUUCGCCAUGAAAUGUAUUAAAAAGAAGCACGUAGUGGAUACGAAGCAGCAAGAGCACAUUCACUCGGAAAAGAAAAUUCUAGAAGAAGUCCGUUCGCCAUUCAUUGUUAAAUUGUACCGCACUUUCAAAGACAACAAAUAUGUUUACAUGCUCUUGGAAGCCUGUCUUGGAGGCGAACUGUGGAGUAUCCUGAGGGACAGAGGCAGCUUUGACGAAACCACUGCAAAGUUCUGCGUUGGGUGUGUGACAGAAGCGGUUGAAUAUUUGCAUCACAUCAAUGUUAUCUACAGGGACCUGAAGCCAGAAAAUUUAAUUCUGGAUGCCCAAGGAUAUAUAAAACUGGUUGAUUUUGGCUUUGCUAAGAAGAUUGGACCUGGUCAAAAGACCUGGACCUUUUGUGGCACGCCUGAGUACGUUGCUCCUGAAGUCAUUCUGAAUAAAGGGCAUGAUUUCAGUGUGGAUUUCUGGUCACUUGGAAUACUAGUUUAUGAAUUGCUCACGGGAAAUCCUCCAUUUUCUGGGGUGGAUCAAAUGAUGACCUACAAUUUGAUUCUAAAAGGUGUUGAACGGCUGGAUUUUCCCAGAAUAAUAACAAAGCGACCUGAAGAUUUGAUUCGGCGUCUCUGCAGACAAAACCCUACCGAGAGAUUAGGAAACCUGAAGAAUGGGAUACAUGAUAUAAAAAGGCACAGGUGGCUGAACGGUUUCAAUUGGGAGGGACUCAAAGCAAGGAAGAUAACAUCGCCUUUAAAAAGAGAGCUUUCAGGCCCGAUGGAUUACAGCUAUUUCGACAGAUACCCUCCUGAGCAGGGGGUCCCACCGGACGAGCUUUCAGGCUGGGAUAAAGAUUUCUAAGAGGACCAGAGCGACACCUUUGUAAAUCAGCAUUAUUAACCGCCACCGAUUGUCUGCACUAAUUACGAACACCCUUGUUAAGAGCUCUGCCCAGCUGCAUUCGCAUCUGCAGGACUUUUACAAUCAGAUUCGAUGCGACGUGGGACCACGCCCUGAUUUGUUUUGUAACCUCAAAGGGUUUGUGCAUGACAAGUUUUAUCUUUGAAGGACAGAAUCGGAGGGGACAGGUGCCCAGAAAGCGUCGCCUCCACCCCCACACACUGAAUUGCAGACUGAAUUCUCCAUCCGUCUCUUGCAGAAGGGCGCGAUGCAUUCGUUACAUCAGCAUCUGUGCUCUGGGCAUGUUUUGCAUAAAAUGUCACUGUGAGCAAGGCUGGGCCAGGAGAUGAAAAAUGAAGGAGCAGCAGAGGUGUGGUGGGAGAGAGGCUAGAAACAGAGUUGCAUUCCGAUUAGCUUCAUGUAGGUGACCUUUUUCUUCUCCUCCAUCAGAGAAAACAAAGCCAACACCCAGCGGCGUAGCGUAGCUGCAGGGCGCCCGGUGCAGGGAUCUUCCCCAGGCUUACGUGAUGAUGUCACUUCCGGUGACGUCAUUGCCGAAGACAUGGCCGCAGCGAGCUCGCUGGAUGCCGAGCUGGCUGCUCUUGUGCGGGCAACUGCCCGCA
Eublepharis macularius is the source of this 3008-nucleotide messenger RNA. RefSeq names its product protein kinase cGMP-dependent 2 (gene PRKG2). Gene Ontology annotation, molecular function: cGMP-dependent protein kinase activity; ATP binding. NCBI's taxonomy places the organism in Eukaryota, Metazoa, Chordata, Lepidosauria, Squamata, Eublepharidae. Bases 1 to 2346 code for a protein of 781 amino acids. The transcript has 18 exons. The record is from RefSeq and is a predicted model, not a curated record. Gene Ontology annotation, biological process: protein phosphorylation.